This is a messenger RNA of Haemonchus placei, 222 nucleotides long. The record is from the annotation of a GenBank genome assembly. Lineage: Eukaryota; Metazoa; Nematoda; Chromadorea; Rhabditida; Trichostrongylidae.
AUGUUCCGAAUGUGCCAGAAGCAGGAGCGAAAUCAAGGAAUGAGCUUCAAGACCAUCAUCAAUAAUUUCGCUCCUCUUACAAGUUUGAGUGAAGAUUACGUUAUCGAGAACAUUGACGGAGAGAGAGGGCAAACAGGCGUUGCCGAGCGACGCUCUCAUCUGAAAGUUCUGGAGUUGAUACACCAAUGGGGAAUAAGCGAGCUAAUGGCAACCACAACCUGA